This is a messenger RNA of Coprinopsis cinerea okayama7#130, 3021 nucleotides long. RefSeq lists its product as hypothetical. Gene Ontology annotation, molecular function: transmembrane transporter activity. The record is from RefSeq and is a predicted model, not a curated record. Bases 1 to 3021 code for a protein of 1006 amino acids. The transcript has 7 exons. Lineage: Eukaryota; Fungi; Basidiomycota; Agaricomycetes; Agaricales; Psathyrellaceae. Gene Ontology annotation, cellular component: plasma membrane. Gene Ontology annotation, biological process: transmembrane transport.
AUGGCUGCGUCGUUUGCCGCAUAUGCCUCCCAAUACCUCAACAGGCAGCAGCGGCCGCCAGAUGCCAGCAUGCUGUCCUCGUCGUCCCACCCGAUGUUCUUCUCCUUCAGCACAGACGACGGUUCACGAGGCGGACAUGGCCCCGACAGCGCUUUGUUAGACGACUAUGACCUCGACGACCCCCAUUUGAAUCUAAGAGAUAGUGGCGCAUCAGAAUCGACAGCUCGACGACCUACAACGGUGCAAAGAGACGAUGAAGACGACGACGAUCCUUAUUUGCGGUUAGACGAAGAUGAACGAACCGGGAGACAUGGUUUCCAGUCGCGUGAGCAGCAGCAGAGGGCGCCUCUCAUCGUUGCAGACGACGACAAUGCCAGUUUGAGCGGGAGCAGCCAUAUGGGUUCGCCAAAGGGUUGGCUGGCGCAUUUGGCCGCCUCGCCAUCGCUCCACAUUGCGGCACCAACGCCUCGUCCAGUGCGGUCGCCGUCUCCAGCGACGUCGAGCUCUUCAGACUCGGCACCGCCAGAAGACCUGUUUGGCGGUCCAUCGUCGAGGAAACCACAGCACCAACAUCGCCAGUCUCAUCGGCAGCACCAUCCCAUACCGCCUCCGCCGAGGACGCAAGCGCACGAGCCGCAGUCACUGUCCCUCACCGAGUCUCUUCUCCCCAGAGACGGCCGCACGAGGCCAUUAGACGUCUUCUCAUUACCUGACCCUCGCCAUCUUCCCCGCGGCAGAAGGAAACACAACGAUUCCGUCUGGACUUCCCUUUGGCUCGCAGGUGUCACGAUAUGUGUCAUCUCAGCCAUUAUUUUAUUGUUCGCAGCACGGACACCGCCUGGCGUGCCAAAGCGAGUUCUACCUUAUGUUACUUUAUUGCAUACGGUCCCGCUAUUGACCAUUCUCACUAUCCUUGCCGCCGGCGUUGCUUACGUCCACAUCUUCCUGCUCCAGAUAUUUGUCAAACCAGUGAUGAUAGCCACCUCUGUGUUCGUACCAGUUACCUUACUGAUCUCUUCAUUAUGGGCGUUUAUUGGGAGUUUCAUGUGGGAGGAGGGAACAGACCCAACCUGGGGUGAGACUGUUGGACUUCGACUCUUCUCAAUUAUCCCCCUGAUUCUCGCAAUCUACACCGGUCGACGCCUUCUCGAUCUUCCUCAUCGCCUGCACACGACCUCUUCGACACUGACACUCACAACUCAUCUUCUCAUGACAAACCCAUUCCUUCUGGCGUUGUCGCCUGCCAUCCUCCUCGCAAUGCUCCUGGCCUCGUUACCAUUCCUUACCCUUAUCUUCCGCCUCUUGUUGAUUGGCUACUCCACCGGAGGCCCCGGAAAGUCGACAGGCUGGGAAUGGCAUGUCCAUACCUGGGCUAAUUGGUGUAUCGCUGGAGCUGUCGGCAUUUGGUUGUGGACUUGGGGCGUCGCUCGUGGUCUGCUACGGAUGACCACCGCCGGCGUCAUUGGUGCUUGGUACUUUGCAGAUCCGUCACUCCCGCCGCCACCUCCAACAUCGACACACACGAUUCACAGUGCACUCUUCCGCUCAACUGGACCCUCGCUUGGGACGAUCGUACUCUCAGCUCUCAUCCUUACGUCAAUCCGAUUCCUCACCUUGCUCACCAUCGCACUUCAGCGGCUGCCUGUCUAUCUUCCAGUGCGAAUCGUCCCGAUCAUUAUGCCAGGGAUUCGCUGGAUAGUGGGUUACAUUGAUGGAGUGACGACUGCCCUAAGCGCAUACGCGUUGGUCUACGCUGGGCUAACUGGGGAUCCUUUCAUGGCGAGUGCUAGGAGAUCUAGGGUACUCGUGAAUGGCGGCCAAAAUGCUCGAGGAAGGGGGAUGGGUGGCAGAAGGGUUGCCAAAGAAGUGCUGACCUUCCCAUUUGCUCUCAGCACCUAUCUCUUUGUUGCGCAUACCUUGGGAGCACCGAAUGAGGCCCUCGGAGCUGCUGUCCUCGCUGCGGGUACCACGGGCUUGGUCGGUCUAUUCUGUGUUGGACUAGUCAAGGAUACCGCUGACACUCUCUACCUGUGCUACUGCAUUGACAAGGAUACGGGAGAUAGAAGAAAAGAGGAGGUCUUCAUCAUCUUCGAACCCGAGACCGCCAACCGUGCAGCCAAUGCUGCCGGUGGUGCUUCCGGAGGAACGCAGCAGCAAACUCAACGUGGUCAACGAUCCGCUAAGCCUCAGUCUUCAACGCAACACCAGCCGCAGAGACCUUCACCAUCCCAUGCGCCGCAACAGCAUCAACCACAGCAUCAUCGGAUAUCAUCGUUCACCUCCAACCUCACACCGCCGUUCUCCAGCGAUGAGGAGAGUCCUCAAGACGGAGAAGUUGACCCAUUCAAGAGGAGUUUCGUCGAUGGUGGAGAGGAGGACGACAUGUAUGCCGAUGAUGACCCAACUACAUCCCAGCAGCGCAGUCAUGCGGUGGGUGGUGCCGGUGGAAGACCAGCUCCCCCGAUUCCUCAGCAUGUCCAGCAGCAACGACCGCAACAUCAGCGGCAAGGAAGUCAUGGACAGUCACAAGUACCUGUGCCGAUCAACGCCUUCAUUCAACGAAAUAGGGGUCUGUCUGGAUCUGUGACCUUUUCGCGGUCUCCACCUGCCGCUGGACCGGCUGGGUUUCCUUCGAUGUCGCCGCCUACGACUGCGGCCGCUGCACAGGAGAGGAUGAUGACGAGUACGGAGCUGAACAUGAAGAGCCACGUUUUCCAGGGUCGAGCGGGAGGAGGGUACAGCGUUGAUGAUAGCAGUGAUGAGGAGGAAGGGGUCGUUGGGUUCGUUCAAGGAGGGAGCUCCAGCAACACCGCUCCUCGCAGUACCAGCAACGUUGGUAUGAGCGUGAGCGGUGGUAUGGAAGAAGAGGACGUGAAUCCGUUUGAGAAUGCUGGAGAGUUGGAGAGUGGCUUGAGUGUGAGCUCCAGUCGGACUGGUGGGGAACAGGGGAAGAAGGACAAGAAGGGAGGGGAUGAUAUGGAGGAGAGUGAUCUGUUCCCUGGGUCCGGGUUCUUCAAUUAG